Molecule: messenger RNA, 2040 nt
Organism: Eucalyptus grandis
Lineage: Eukaryota; Viridiplantae; Streptophyta; Magnoliopsida; Myrtales; Myrtaceae
Exons: 4
Coding region: 137-1705 (522 amino acids)
Molecular function (GO): acetylglucosaminyltransferase activity
Source: RefSeq, a predicted model, not a curated record
AAAGUUCUAAAUCCAUUAAAGGUUUGCACGUUCAGAGACAGAGAAGACAGAGAGACAGAGAGAGUUGCCGAAAGUCUGUGUCCAACAACCUGCUUUCUCAAAUUCGAUCAACCCAGGCAUUUGUAUUUUCGAUAAAAUGUCUUCAACGGGAGAAACGACGAUUCACGAUGCGCUGAAGCCAUGGAAGUCGCUGCUCGUCCACACGGCCAAGGUCGGCGACGCCUUCUCUCUCUUCAUGAGGACCACCCUCACCCUCUGCACCUUCGCUUCCAUCUCCCUCGUCCUCUAUUUUGUCUUCUCCACCCAGUCCCGCCUCUCCGCUUGUCCCCACUGCGACCGCGUCCGCCAGCCCUCCGCCCUCCGCUGGAUCGCCCGCGCCUCUUCCUCCGCCGAGGCUGAGGCCUCAACCAAUCUGUCCCACGUCCUGUUCGGCAUCGGCGGCUCCGCCAAGACGUGGGACGAGCGCCGCCGCUACAGCGAGCUCUGGUGGCGCCCCAACGUCACCCGCGGCUUUGUCUGGCUCGACCAGGAGCCCUCCCUCAGCAGCGGCGGUGGCCCGUCGCCAGCCGGCUCACCGCCGUUCCGGAUCUCGGCCAACACGUCGGAGUUCAAGUACACGUGCUGGUACGGGUCGCGGUCGGCGAUCCGAAUCGCCCGCAUCGUGAAGGAGAGCUUCGACCUGGGGCUUGAGGGCGUGCGGUGGUUCGUGAUGGGCGAUGAUGAUACGGUGUUCUUCCUGGAGAACCUGGUCGACGUCCUUGCCAGGUACGACCACAGCCAGAUGUAUUACAUCGGAGCAAACUCGGAGAGUGUCGAGCAGGACGUGAUCCACUCGUACACGAUGGCUUACGGCGGCGGCGGGUUCGCUGUGAGCUACCCGCUGGCGGCGGAGCUUGCGAGGGUGUUGGACGGGUGCAUCAACCGGUAUGCGGGCAUGUAUGGGUCCGACCAGAAGGUGCAGGGCUGUUUGAGCGAGAUUGGCGUGCCCAUCACUAAGGAGCUUGGUUUCCAUCAGUUAGACAUACGUGGCAACCCGUACGGCUUAUUAGCAGCGCACCCGUUGGCCCCACUGGUCUCCCUCCACCACCUGGACUACGUAGACCCCAUCUUCCCUGGCCUGGACCAGAUCGACUCGUUGAAGAAACUCCGGACCGCAUUUGAGUCGGACCCGGGCCGGACCCUCCAGCACAGCUUCUGCUACGACCUAGCCCGGAACUGGUCUGUGUCCGUGUCCUGGGGCUACACCGUCCAGCUCUACCCAUCCCUCAUGACGGCGAAAGAGCUGGAGACGGCAAUGCAGACGUUCCAGACGUGGCGGAGCUGGAGCAGCGAACCCUUCACGUUCAACACCCGGCAACUCGGCCAGAACCCGUGUGAGCGUCCUGUGGUGUAUUUCCUGGACCAGGUCCACCGGGUAGGGGACGGCCAGAUGUUGACCACGUACGUGAGGCGGCCGUCCGCGGAUGAGAAGGACUGUGACCUCCCGCAAUAUGCUCCAGCUCUGGCCGUCCAGAGCUUCAAUGUGUCGAGUUCAACGUUCAGACCAAACAUGUGGAAAAAGGCCCUGCGAAGACAGUGCUGCGAGGUAAUCAACGGCACGGACUUGACGGGCCGGACGGUCGAGGUCGAGAUUAGAGGGUGCAAGCCCAUGGAGAGUGUGACUCCCCCCGACAACAUCAAGAUUGGUUUCACAGGACCAUCUUAAAGAAGUCAAAAACGAAAGAGAAGCUCUCCCAUCCUUGGGAGGCAGCUGUUUGUGAAUUGCCCCCCUUGUAACCUUUCUUCGUGCGCUUUGUGAUUGGUCGGUUCAGUUCAGCUCGGCUAAGAGAUUAUCGGAGAAAGUGUAGGCACAGAGAUGACAACAAGUCUGAACUGCUCUUGCAGUAGAUAUACACAGUCGUGCUUGGUGACUAAUUCACGAAGGCAUUGAGAAAUGAUAGAGGAUCUAACAGGAAGUUCUGUUCUUUUUUUGUUUAAUUAUUUUCUACAUUGCUAGGGUUUAGUGCUUGUCAACAAUGGAACAUUACACUCACAUUUUAA